AAAAGAAAAGUUGAUCAGAAAGGAGAGAAAUUAUGGUAAGGAAAGUGGAAAUGAAACUGCAGUUCCAAAAUCUCAAGAACAGCUAACAGUCUUCCUUUUUUUUUUUUUGAACCUUCCACAAAAGAAAAUGAGAAAGAAAGAAGAACAUAAAGUGGCGGUUCAUUAGCCAUCGAACUAACAAAUUCCCUCUUCUAUUUAUACACCUAACCCAUCUCACCAACUACGAUAGAGUAUAGACCCACUUCAAUCGGACCACUCUUUCACUUCUCUGUUUACCCAUCAAAGCAACGCCACCGAGCUACCAAAACAUGACUCUCGGCAGUGUCCCGUUCACUACUGCGGAUCUUCAAAUUGCCGAUGGAGGUCGAAGAAAUUCUACGUUAAUCUGUGCUCCAGUAAUGGCAAAAUCAGUUGACGGAAUGCUGGUUCAAAUAAAUAAGGCCAAGGAACUUGGGGCUGACCUUGUUGAAAUUCGGGUGGAUUUCUUGGAAAAUUUUAGUCCUAUACAGGAUCUUGAAAUCCUGAUUAAGCAAAGUGCUUUACCAACUCUUAUCACUUAUAGACCAAAAUGGGAAGGUGGUGAAUAUGAUGGUGAUGAAAGCAAGCGUCAAGAAGCAUUGCGUCUGGCCAUAGAAUUGGGAUCAGAUUUUAUUGAUGUUGAACUAAAGGUAGCUCCUGAGUUCUUCAAUUCCAUUCAAGGAAAGAAGCCUGAAAAGGUGAAGAUUAUUGUAUCUUCUCACAAUUAUGAAAAUACUCCAUCUGUAGAGGAAAUUGCCAACCUUGUUGCUAAGAUACAGUCUACUGGAGCUGACAUAGUGAAGGUAGCAACUACAGCUUUAGACAUCACAGAUAAUGCACGGAUGUUUCAAGUACUUGUACAUGCACAGGUGCCAAUGAUAGGAAUUGUUAUGGCUGAAAGAGGUUUGAUGUCACGGAUACUUGCUGCAAAAUUCGGAGGAUUUCUCACUUUUGGUUCAAUUGAGGCAGGAGUAGUUUCUGCUCCUGGGCAACCAACUAUUACAGACUUAUUGGACCUAUAUAAUCUUAGACAGAUUGGAGCUGAUACCAAAGUACAUGGCGUCAUUGGAAAUCCCAUUGGUCAUAGCAAAAGUCCUCACCUCUACAAUUCAGCAUUUAAGUCAGUUCGAUUUAAUGGAAUUUAUCUCCCUCUUUUGGUUGACAAUGUUGCAAAUUAUAUAUCCACAUAUUCAUCUUCAGACUUUGUCGGAUACAGCUAUACAAUUCCUCACAAGGAAGCUGGACUUAAGUGCUGUGAUGAGGUUGAUCCAAUUGCUCAGGCAAUCGGAGCUAUUAGUUGCAUGAUCCGGAGACCAAGUGACGGCAAGCUAAUGGGAUAUAAUGUUGACUACCUUGGAGCUAUAGGAGCUAUAGAAGAAGCACUACGAGCAUCUAAUGGUACCCCUGCUUCUGGUUCUCCCCUGGCUGGCAAACUCUUUGUUGUCAUGGGAGCUGGUGGAGCUGGAAAGGCCCUUGCUUAUGGUGGAUACGAGAAGGGAGCAAGAGUUGUUGUUGCCAAUCGCUCAUUUGACAAAGCCAAAGAACUUGCCAGUAAAGUUGGAGGACAAGCGAUGACUCUAGCUGAACUGAAAGAUUUCCAUCCAGAAGAAGGAAUGAUUCUUGCAAACACCACUUCAGUUGGAAUGAAACCAAGAAUUGAUGAUACUCCCCUUCCUAAGGAAGCUUUGAAACACUACUCCUUGGUCUUUGAUGCAAUUUAUACACCAAAAUUGACCAGGCUCUUAAGAGAAGCACAGGAAUGUGGGGCCACUACUGUUUACGGGACAGAGAUGUUCAUCAAUCAAGCAUUUGUACAGUUUGAAAGAUUCACUGGUUUGCCUGCACCAAAACAACUGAUCAGGGAUGUGCUGGCAAAAAAUACAUAGGAAGGAAUAGUUUUUUUCCAAGUGAAUCUCUUGCAGCAGAAUCCAUGUUUUGCCAUUACAACUAAAUUCAUUUCAUUGUCUGAGACGUGUAAUCAGCUGUUUCUAUUGUUCUGUUAUUUCAAUAAGUUUCUGUUUCUCUGAUGGAAGAACUUGUAAAACUGAAACUUGAUAAUUGUCAAUCUCAUCCCAGGCUGCUUAAGAUGUUGUUGUAGGAAAUUUAGUAUGGUGAGAAAAAGAUUCAUGUAGGCAACCCAAAUUUCAAUUACCACAAUUUUAAUGAAGUUUUUAGUGUUAUUGAAA
This is a messenger RNA of Ricinus communis (castor bean), 2204 nucleotides long. Its product is annotated as bifunctional 3-dehydroquinate dehydratase/shikimate dehydrogenase, chloroplastic-like. The record is from RefSeq and is a predicted model, not a curated record. Gene Ontology annotation, molecular function: shikimate 3-dehydrogenase (NADP+) activity; 3-dehydroquinate dehydratase activity. Lineage: Eukaryota; Viridiplantae; Streptophyta; Magnoliopsida; Malpighiales; Euphorbiaceae. Bases 309 to 1904 code for a protein of 531 amino acids. The transcript has 11 exons. Gene Ontology annotation, biological process: chorismate biosynthetic process; shikimate metabolic process.